AUGAGCAAGGCAUACGACCGGGUAGAAUGGGAUUUCUUGAGAGCUGUGAUGGUGAAAAUGGGUUUUAAUGAGAGAUGGAUCAGGCUGGUGAUGGGCUGUGUGUCAUCAGUUUCAUACUCAAUUCUUAUCAAUGGAUCUCCCCAAGACUUCUUCAAACCUUCUAGAGGAAUUAGACAAAGGGACCUAUUGUCACCCUAUUUUUUCAUCUUGGUGGCAGAGGUACUCAGUAAUCUCCUCAAUCAUGCUGAAAGGGUAAAGAGAAUACAUGGUUAUCCUAUAGGCAGAGGCCAGAUCAUCAUUAAUCACUUGUUUUUUGCAGAUGACAGUUUACUAUUCUGUAGAGCAAAGGCAGAGGAGUGGGCCACCAUCCACGAUUUGCUUAGUCUUUAUGAGAGGGCCUCGGGUCAGCAGCUAAACAAAGGUAAAACUGCUAUUUAUUUUAGUGCUAAUACCCGAAAAGAAGCUAGAGAUUUCAUCUUGAGCAUUGCUGGUACAAGAGCUACUUCAUUCUAUGAUAAGUAUCUAGGCUUCCUGCUUUAG
This is a messenger RNA of Juglans microcarpa x Juglans regia, 540 nucleotides long. RefSeq lists its product as uncharacterized. The transcript has a single exon. NCBI's taxonomy places the organism in Eukaryota, Viridiplantae, Streptophyta, Magnoliopsida, Fagales, Juglandaceae. Bases 1 to 540 code for a protein of 179 amino acids. The record is from RefSeq and is a predicted model, not a curated record.